AAAGGAAAGUACAAAAUCGACCCACUGGUUUUUAUGUGAAACUCGUACUUUCCAGAAAAUUCUACGAACAGGCUAUUUACCCACAAAGAAAUCUGUCGAAACUUCGCAGUUUCUCGUUUGAGCAGACGCCGGAAAGAGGUUGGACACCAUGUCAUCAUAUGAAGUUAUUGUGUUGAAAGAAGGAUAUAGCAAAUCAGAAGGCCAGGGUCAACAGAGAGCUUGUGGGAGUAUAAGUUUGAUUAAGGGGCCAAAAAAUGUAGUAGUAGACACUGGAAAUCCGUGGGACAGAGAUCAUAUCCUAGAUGGACUGAAGAAAAACGGACUCUCUCCAGAAAAGAUCCAUUACUGUGUGUGCACUCAUGGCCACUCUGAUCACGUUGGGAAUUUGAGUAUGUUUGACAAAGCUGUUCACAUCCUGUCCUACGAUGUGUGCGAGGGUGACAAAUAUCACAUGCAUGACUUCAAAACAGGAAUUCCCUACGAGAUUGAUGAUGAUGUUGAGGUGGUCCCAACACCUGGACACACAGGUGCAGACAUUUCGGUCAUUGUCAGUAACACAGGUCUGGGAACAGUUGCCGUUACAGGUGAUUUAUUCGAAUGUUUGGAGGACCUUGAAGAGCCAAGUCUAUGGCAGGACAAUAGUGAAAACCCAGAACUACAACAACAGUGGAGAAUAGAGGUCCUGAAAAAGGCCGACUACAUUGUUCCAGGGCACGGCAAAAUGUUUAAAGUACCGGAGGACUACAAGAGGAGCAUGCGGGUGGUGAUGUACCAUGAGGAGUUCCAUCAGGUCGGAAAUCAUGCGACGACCGUCAGUGAAUAUGUAGUGAUCGAGGAGAAUUAACCAAAAACAAAAAUAGUCCUGACAACAUCUAGCCUAUUUUAUGAAGUGCUCUGUGAUGAUUAUGCAAGUUGCAAUCCUACCUUAAAACCUAUAAUGUUGUCUUGAUAAAACCCUCUUAUAGUGUUAUGAAUGUAUAAUCAUUCAAAAAUGUAAGGCUCAAAUCUCAGAUAUUUACAUCUGGGUCAGGUUACUCUAAUAGGGGUAAAGGAAUGAAGGAUUCUGUCAUGUUGGUACACAUAAUUCAUGGGAACCUCUUAAAAAGCCAAAGGUUUUGGUGCAUUUAAAGUACAUGGAACCAUAACAGAUUCGGUCAAAAAAUAAUUUUUUAAACUUAAUCCAUAUGCUACUAAUAUUGAAUAUUUCAUUUGAAAGCUUGUUAAUUUAUUGUACAUUCCCAUUGUUGAGUUUUACCCUGGCAAAAUACUUCUACCAUUUUAGUAAACCAUAAAGAUGUUGGAAACACCCUGGAUUGUCAAAAUGUGCAUUAACAUUUUUGUCAUUUAUAUGAAAAUUUAUAUAAUUUGGAAAAAUCUUUUUUAAGUGUGUUGAAUUAAAAUUAACCUGUAUUUUGUAUGUCGAAGUAUAUUUUAUCAUCAGUUGUUAUUAAGCAUACAAUGCAUACACUAUUCGUCAUCAUCUUGAUAUUUACAUUCCUUGAUUUAUAUAAAUACAUAUAGUUUAUUAAGAUUCAUGACAUUCAACCUACAUGUUGUGUGCCCAUUCUGUAUCAUAACAAAAGGUUUCUGCUAAUUUUCAAUAUCAAUGAGUCAAUGUGAUAUUCAUUGAGUAUAUUAAGAGCUAUUGGACUUUAUAACCAAAUUGAAUUUUCAGCAGAUGAUGUUAUUACUUUGUUAAUAAGUAUAUACCCAUUUAUAUGUUGCCAGUAUUUAUCAUGACACGCAAACCAAGUGAAGCUGCUUAAUAUCCAUUUAUGUACAUGUAUUUUUACUGCAAAUGUGGUUUACUAAUGAAUACACAAGAACUGUACUUGAAAUUUAACAGGGGAAUUUGUGUGCAUUUAUUUUGUAAUCAAAAGUGUUCAUAGACCAAUAUGCUAGGUUAGCAUUUUAGUUGUUUAAACUUGUGCCAUAUACACAUCAACUCUUAUUGGAAAAGAGAACUCUUGCCCAAUUUCAAUGGAGCUUAUUUGUGAAACACCACCAUUUUGUGGUUUGUUAUGAUGUCUCAAUUUCAUGUCCUAUGUUUAAACAUGUCACAGACUCUCUGUGUUGCUUUUGCAAUUAUGUGUAAACACAACAAGAACUGAACAUGGCUCAUUAGGUUGAAAUAAAAUUUUCAUCAUAAUUGUCA
Magallana angulata is the source of this 2155-nucleotide messenger RNA. RefSeq names its product metallo-beta-lactamase domain-containing protein 1-like. The record is from RefSeq and is a predicted model, not a curated record. The transcript is spliced from 6 exons. The coding region runs from base 149 to 844 and encodes 231 amino acids. Lineage: Eukaryota; Metazoa; Mollusca; Bivalvia; Ostreida; Ostreidae.